Tarenaya hassleriana is the source of this 1488-nucleotide messenger RNA. Its product is annotated as heat shock factor protein HSF24-like. The record is from RefSeq and is a predicted model, not a curated record. Lineage: Eukaryota; Viridiplantae; Streptophyta; Magnoliopsida; Brassicales; Cleomaceae. Gene Ontology annotation, biological process: regulation of transcription by RNA polymerase II. The transcript has 2 exons. Gene Ontology annotation, molecular function: DNA-binding transcription factor activity; RNA polymerase II cis-regulatory region sequence-specific DNA binding. The coding region runs from base 437 to 1282 and encodes 281 amino acids. Gene Ontology annotation, cellular component: nucleus.
GCCUGCUCGCGUGGGAGAAUACACUACAAAAUAUAGAGAGAUAUUUGAGGAGAAAAACGCAGAGAAAAGAGGGAGUUAUGAAAUUGAUUCUUUCUGUAGGAAACAACGAGAGGCGUGUUAAGAUUGUUGCGAGCUAAUGGAAAAAUCCGCGAUUCAGCCAAAUCGCAGUGUUCCUCGCGCCUUUCUCUGCGGCUUCUACUGCUGGGGUUGGGAGUUCCUCACCUCUCUCUUGCUCUUCAAUUAUUAGUCUGAGAUUAUUCGAAAUUCCUACUUUUUUUUUGUGAUUUUAGUAUCUGGGUGUUUGUUGAUUCGUCGAAUCGAUUCUGGGUUUUCACAAAGUUGUGAUCUUUUCGUUGAAUUGAUAUUGGGUUAGUGGAAAGUUGUGCUCUUUUUGUUGGUUGGUUUGGUGAUCGGGGGGUUUCUGAGGGAAACAUACAUGGCGGCGGCGGUGCAGCGGUCGGUUCCUGCGCCAUUUCUGGUGAAGACGUACCAACUGGUGGAUGAUCCGACCACCGACGAUGUUGUCUCUUGGAACGAAGAUGGCUCGGCCUUCGUCGUCUGGAAGACAGCCGACUUUUCUCGCGAUUUGCUUCCCCGUUUCUUCAAGCACAACAAUUUCUCCAGCUUUGUUCGUCAACUCAACACUUACGGGUUCCGGAAGGUUGUUCCUGAUAAAUGGGAGUUCGCCAACGAGAAUUUCCGGCGAGGGCAGAAGGAGCUUCUCUCUGAGAUCCGUCGCCGAAAGCCGGCGGCUCCUAUGAGUUCCACCGCCGUGAAUUCUGCAGGAGCCGGCGCGGGGCUAUCUUCGCAAUCGAACUCCGGCGACGAACUGGGUUCAACGUCGACUUCGUUCCCCGAUCCGAAUAACCCCGCCUCUGUAACGACACAAUUCGCUGAACUUUCUGGCGAAAACGAGAAGCUCCGGCGAAGCAACGAGAUUCUGAGCUCGGAGCUCGCGUCGGCGAAGAAGCAGUGCGAGGAGUUGGUGGCGUUCUUGUCGGAGUUUCUGAAAGUGGGGAGGGACCAGAUCGAUCAGAUCAUACAGCGGAGAAGCAUCGGGAUUGUUGCCGGCGAUGGAUUCGACGGUGGUCGUGGCGUCGGCAAUGAAGAUGAAGAAAAAGUCAGCGACAAUGGCGAGGGUUUAGGUGGUGAUGUGAAAAUAUUCGGGGUUCGUUUGAAAUGUGAGAAGAAAAAGAGGGCCCGUGACGAAAGCAUCCGGGGUCCUGCACGCGCGUUGAAAAUUCACGCGCCGAUGUUGAAGAGUAAUCGAGUUUGUAACUAAGCUGACUGACCAAUCGUCAGUCGACACGUAGCCCAGGUAACGACAUUCGAUCCGGUGCAUGGUAAGCGAAAUGCGCGCGCGUACAGAAAAUGUUUCUCCGCUUGCGGGUGAAAAGUCCUUUGGACGACUGGCCGAGGGCUAAGAUUAGAUUUCGUAAAAUGUAAUUAAUGUAAUAAGAUUGGGUGGAAUUUGGAUUAGGUGAGAGG